GACCACUAAAUAGCUGCAACUAGCACCUUAUCUCUUAGCACUCUUUCACAACUUUCUUGUUAGCAAGAAAGAGAUUAUAAUAGUGCAAAAAGACCGUUAAACCUCACCAGCAUGCGACUAUUGUUGCUAGUGUUGGCUGUACAGCUGCUACUGUGUGCAGUCAGUGGAGAACUGAACAGAAAUCAGAAGCAAAUACUACUGGACCUGACUAACAUUUACAGAGCCAGCAAUGUCCAAACUGCAGUUAGAUUAUUGGAAUGGAGCAGUGUCCAGGAGCAGAGAGCCAGUGCCUAUGUGAAGGACUGUGAUGCAGAGAAGCCUCCUGCUGGAGUUAUACAGUUCUAUAACACCUCCAGCCAAUCCAAAGACGAUGAAACUCGUUUAACAAACAUCUUUGAGCAAGAAUGGGGGAACAAGGAAGCAAACGAAGCAAACAGUAACCAACUUCUGUUUCGUAAUGCCAAGUCCAUUGGUUGUGCUGAAAUGUUCUGUGAGCGGCUGCCAUUUGCUGCUGAUCGAUUCACCCCCUCAGCCUCAUUUAUAGCUUGUGCGUUCGAUACUACCUUCUUUGGUGGGCUGAAAGAGAUCACACAAACCAUCUGCUCUGACAAAGACGGUACUAGCAACUGCCCCGAAGAUGCAAAAAACUGUUUCAGCAUAACAUCUCAGCAUACUCAAGUGGUUUUGAGUUCCAUUGAUGUAUCAAGUAUUUGUUCACAAACCAUGCAUUUCCCCCUUGUCCCCUCCGGUCCUACGGUCACACCCCCACCCGCCACCACUAGACGAGUGUCUGGUAUCACACCAAGGUUCGGCAGCACUGCUGGAGGUCAGGAAAUCACUCUUAGCGGAGAAGGGUUCAGUGGUAGUAAUCUUAUGGGCUCUAAUGAGGUGUACUUUACCCGAGGCUCUGAGAGAAUCCCGUGUGACGUGAGGGACUACUCGUCAUCCUCCAUCAAGAUUGUCUGCAUCACUAGAGCCUCCACUGUAACUCGUGCAACGGCCGCAGUUAACACUUACAACGUCGAGGUGUAUGUCACACUUGAUGGUGUCCGGGAGCAAGUUACCGACUUCUGCACAAGCUGCACCUAUGUGUACCACUACUAUUCUCUGACCCCCAUCAUCCAAAACUUCAUCCCCUUUGCCGCCACCUUUGAUGAGACCGUGACAACCUACGGCAAACUCUACGCUAACUCGUUUGCUGACGUCUCAGAUUCUGAUUCAGAUGAGGCAAAAUUUGACCACUUUUCUCGUCUGCUCGUUGGAGGCAUGCCUUGUGACCAUAAUCCCCUCGACAACACCACUAACUACACUAUGACCCUGGAUGACAAUGGACAGUACGGGAGUGUUGAGUGCAGACCCACCUCAGGGUACAAUGUCGGGGCUAAGAAUGUGACUAUCUUCCUGGAGGACAGAGGAGCUUCGGCAAUCGAUGAUUCUUACAACCUCCUCAACUACGACAACAAGUUCCAGCCCUACCACUUUGUAUUGCACGCAGAUAUCUUGGAUGUCAGCCCUCGUGGUGGUAGCAGGGCAGGGGGCACCAGGAUCUCCGUCACACUCAACAUGCCACUCAGGGAAGAUGACCUCGAGACACUCGUCGUGAACGUGGGAGGUACUCGCUGUACUGACCUUACAUUGUUGAGUAGCUAUGACAACUCGUCAGUGAUACAAUGCACCACUGGACCUGAACCAUCACCCACUGCCUACUACCCUGGUGGGCGUGGCUGGCAGCGAGAGCUCUGGACUGAUGGAGGUAUCUCACUCAGUAGAAUUGUUAAUCGUGCAAAAAGUGACAGAAUAGCCUUUCACGAGCGAGCUUUCCUGCACUCCGCCUUCGUGUCUGAUUUUGGCGAGCUUAAUAACAUCAACCAUCGCUUUACUGGCUUCUUUGUCCCACCUGUAACGAGCUUGUACACGUUUGGUAUCCGCUCGGACGAUGCCAGUGCCUUCUAUCUCAGCAACGACUCGAGGAGUGAGAAUCUUCCCAUCGAAGCAACAUCUCUUUCUCAAGCUUACUCAAGAAACUCAUGGACGUUCUAUCCUCAGCAAACUUCAGAGCCUGUCCUUCUAGAGGGAGGAAAGUAUUACUAUUUCAAGAUGGUUGGUAAUCAAGGUACUGGUCCCUGGGAAAUAGCCCUUGGAGCUAAAGUCCACAACCUCAGCUACAACGCUCGGCCCUACAUUGGAGACAAUGAAGAGCAGCUGGUGGCCAUAUCCUCCACUGUGGUCAAGGAGGAAAAUACUGUCAGUGUGGAGGCCCGUCCUCUGGUUCAAACACUCACUCUCACCGACCCCAACACGCCCGCCGAUAACUGCACCGUAUUCUGUCCUAUUCCACUCUCUCUUGGCUCUACUGACUUCCCCAUCUCACGAGAUAUGACGUCCGAGGCUUUGGAAGAGCUGCUCAAUGGCAUGCAGAACCUCGUAGGUACUGUCAAAGUGUACAAAGAUUUCUAUGACAGUGAUCAGUUUGCGGCUGUGAAUGCUCGCGAUGUCAAGUUCACCAUUGUCUACUUGACCACGGCAAGUGAUGUCCCAAUGCUGAGUCUCAAUAUUGAUUCAGCCAUGAUCACUUGUGAUCACACUAACACGACCACUGACGCAGUAUGCGGUGACUACAACAUCGUCCCAUCAAUUGAUACCACUCAAGAACUGAACGUCCCUAGCGAUUUCACGCUCGGCUUUACCCCCUCAAACCAGCCCCCCAGAUAUACGCAAUCGCUACCCCUCGACGCUACAGAGGACACUAUCCACUCUGAGAUCAGUGACUUGUUUGGUUGGGGUUGUGAUAGCAAUAUUGACGAUUUGAUCGCCCAAAACAGAGUGUUUUAUUCGAGCAGCCUUGAAGCAAGCAGCCAAUCAAACAGAGAUAACGGCACAUCUUUCUGUGGCCACUAUUCUGAGCGUAACCCUGGUAGUGUGUGGAGGAGCACUUACUCCGGCUUUAACAGCGAACCUUUCAACCCAGAUCAAUAUCGAUAUCUGUGCUUUGCCUAUAGUGGGAUUCCACCCAGCUUCAGAGUGAUCCACUCCUACACAAACGUCAUCACCAUGACAGUAGAGGGCAACAGUGUACCAGUACAGUUUGCUGACAAUAAAGUGAACGUCAACAGCAGAAUCAAUGAAUGUCUAUUCUCUGGCCCAUUGGCUGAGGACGGAUGGACCGCGUAUCAGUGUGUCGAUGUGAGGGAGUGUCUACAAACAAAAUACCCGGACAGUAGGGACCACAGAAUUAGCAGAGUGUACUUCAACUAUAACGCUAAUUUCUGGGUUGACGAUUUUGCGAUUUCUAGCAGUGAGAUCAGCGCUGCGAGGACUCAACAACCUGUCAGGCCCAAUGAUGUCAGUGUCCUGUACGUAGAAGUUGCUAAGGCCAUGCUCACUCAGCCGGAACUGAUUGUGAUGGACAGGACUGUGGGUGGGAAUGGGGGUGCAAUGGAACUGGAACGAGACUUCUCUCUCCUCCUCUCCACCGUGACUGUCACCUACACUGUACGCGACUGUGGGAAUGGAUUGGAGCCACUUGUUGGUUACUAUGGCAACAAAGACGCAAUGCAGAGCAUAUCUGUUGAACAGACUGCCAUCGGCUCUCUGCCUGUGAACGGGACCUUUGACCUCAAAUUUAUGGACGAGGUGAUUGCGGGCAUACCAUUCGACGUUGAUGCGGCUACGAUGAAAAUGUUGCUCGAAGCUAUCUUAAAAAAUGAGGGAGGGUUUGAAGUCGAACGAAAUGGACUUUGCUCUGGAUAUAACUGGAAUAUACGCUGGGCCACUAAAGGUGGGGACCUCCCGUUGAUUGAACCUGAUUGGACGAACUUGAAGGGAGACGACACCAUGAUCACCGUGACAACACUGGUUGACGGUGGUACUUGGUUGAGGCCAAUUGGAGGAGAAAUGCUCCGACUACCAAUGGACGAACCUCAGAUUGAGGUGAUUAUCGAUGGUACUCCAUCUUCCUGUCGCUCUGGUAACUGCUCGUUCACGUACGAAAGCAAUGCUACGCCCACUCUCAAUUCUGUCUACCCCGUCGAAGGCCAGGGCGGCAAUGAGAUUACCAUUUAUGGAAGUGGCUUCUGUGACGAUAUUUCUGAAAUUUCCGUAACUGUUGGAAAAUCGAGUUGUUCUAUUGUAUCAGCGAAUGCUACUCAAAUCACUUGUACCCUCGCCAACCAUCCUGCCGGCUAUUACGAUAUUUCAGUUCUAAUUGAAGGAAAGGGCAUGUCUGUCUCCUCGAAUGUAUCCUGUUUCCGCUAUCUCCUCACCGUGGACAGUGUGUCCCCUGUGAGUGGUGGUGUGGGCGGGGGAAGUCCCCUCACGAUCACUGGCAAUGGCUUCAUGGACUACACUCCACUGUCAUCUGAUAAUUUGGGUGAACCCUUCUCUUUUUUGCCGUGGUUCAAGUACGGUCUCGGAGUGCCCUCACAAGAAUCGGCCCGUGGUCUUAGACUGUGUCCACUUUACAGACAGAUGCUUCUCAACGACUACAAUGCUUCGGAGAUCAUGGAAAGCAUGGAAAAUUUUGCGGCACAGCGUAGAAUGAAUCAAACACAAACAAUGAUGAUGAUGUCAGAUAUAUUUGUCGAAGGAGAAUUUGCGUAUGACAUCUUUAUGAAUCAUCUUCUCAACCUUUAUAACCGUCAGCCCUCGAGCGUGUUGAUCAACGAGGUACCAUGUAUCAUCACUGAGAGUACAGUACUACAGCUCAUCUGUGUGCCUCUACCCACCAUCCUCCCCAAGGCUGCCAACAUCACUGUCUCUGUGCUAUCUGAAACUGCCACUCUUCUAUCCUCGUACGAGACGUCGCUAUCGGCAACACCGCUAAUUACAGGGACAUCCCCGCUCGUUGGAGCAGUCACUGGUGGUACUAUGAUCACGAUUAGUGGACGCAAUUUCGGUGCUUCAAGCAGUGCAGAUGUGAGCGUUACUAUUAGAGAUAGCGUGUGCAAUGUGCAGUUUGUGAAUGACACUGUUAUUGAAUGUAUUACGAGUGGUAGCAGGCCGAGCUACGCAGCUGUGCUUGUGAAGACACCGAACGGAGUGGCUGUAUUAGAAUCUGCAUAUCCCGAGAUGGCAUCUGGUGAUGAUGGAAUGGGAAUAGGAAUGGGAAUGGAACACGAGAUGGUUCUGUUUCCCAUAUUCCGAUACAAACUGAUAGUGUAUGCAGACAGUGCCGUUGCUAUUAGCGGGUCUGUAUUCGGAGGGUCCGAGGUCACGAUCCAGGGAGGUAUAUUUGCUCCAGGCCAGACCCAAGUGUUUGUCGGAAGAAAAAUGGCGGAAAUUGUCGAGGUUACUAUGGAUACAAUCACAUUCCAAACGCCUUCAUCUUCCACCACCCACUACAUUGAACUGAUGAGAUCUCAAUUCAGAGCAUCUGGUGGAAUAGUGACUGUUGACUUCUCCUGGAGCACUAACGAACUCGAAGUUCAAAUCGGAGACACAAUUAUUUGGAAACUGUCAGCGGGUGUUCGAGAACUGGCCAGUUUUGAGUAUGCUGAUGUAUCUCUGCCGCUCAGUCCCAACGCUCAAACAACGUCACGUCUCAUGUUUGAGGAUGAAGAGUCAUCUUUGUUCCAAGUUACAUUCGAUAUAAUCGGCAGCUUUGCACUAACCGGACUAACUAAUCAACAGCUUGAUCUACCCGAGUUCCCCGUGAAUGUGACUGGGCCUCGAGCGAGCUAUAACACCAUCGAGGUGUCCGUGGGUGAUGACGUUGCUAUAGUGAUCGAUAGAAAUACGACCGAUCGUCGUAAGCGAGCGGCUGCUUGUGUCACAGAAGAGGCUCCUGAAACUAGCGGACUGUUUGUUGAAUACUCGCCCUGUCUCACACCCUCUGUGACCAAUGUGGAACCAAGUACCGGAUUCAGACUUGUAACCGAAUUCACUAUCACAGGAUAUCUAUUCAGUACGAUCCCUUCAAAUAACGAAGUAACAUUCGGUGGCUAUGCCUGCACUCCCAUCACCAGCAAUGAAACGACCAUCACAUGCAUCAUGAGUGACCCCUCCAGUAUGCCCCCCACCUUCACCAGUCUACCAGUGUCAGUCAAUGUAGCCAGCCUCGGUGAAGCUUAUGUUGUGAAUACUGAAGACAUUAUUCUACAAUCGUACAUCACUGAAAUUAGCCCAGCUUACGGCUCACUAAAGGGAGGCAAUGAUGUGUCUAUCGCUGGAGAUGGUUUUCCCACCGAUGUUAGCGUGACUGUGUAUAUGGGUAGUCAACCUUGCACUGUGAACUCUGUCAGCUAUGACCUCAUAACAUGUAGCACUGUCGCUGACCUUGACUCGGAUCUAGAAGUGCUCUUGUCAGUAUCCAUCUCUCUAGACGGCACAGAUGUGAUGCAAAUGUCGAACUGUAUGAUCGCUGAUGGUUGCAACUUCACAUUCUCAGAUGUUCACACACCGAAAAUCAAUUCCGUUUCCCCUCUCUCAAUAGCCAGCACUGAAGAUACAACUGUUACAAUAUCUGGCUCAGGAUUCCUCAGUAACCCUUCCACCACUGUGGUCAUGUUUGGAGAUACUCGUGUCGAAAUAAUGGAGAGUACUGAGACCACCAUUACAGCUUUGUUUCCUCCCCAACCUGCCAACACUUAUCCUAUAUCUGUUCAAGUUUGUGCUUCCAGUGGAAAUUGCUCCGGAAAUGCUCAAGUGGUUUCGAUUGAUAACACGACAAUAACGAGUGUUCCACGUAUUUUGAGUGUGUAUCCGCCUAGUGGUAGCGUACAAGGGGGUACAGAGGUCACCAUAACUGGGCGUGGCUUCAAUAACAACCCUGACAAUGUUGAAGUGACUAUUGGAACCGAUUGCAAUGUACAGAGUGUUAACUACAGUACAAUAAUUUGCGUCACCUCAUCCAACAAUCCUGGAGAGUCUAUUGUAGAAGUAUCCAUCACUGCACUGUCUACAUUCCCAGACAAGGGGGUAAUGUACACCUACUCAAUGGAGAGCACCCCUGCAAUUAGCGGAAUAUCACCAACGAGUGGGAACACAGGAACGACCAUCACCCUAACAGGCACUGGCCUCGGAGCAGGAACUGGAACUGUGACCUUCGGAGACGCUGAAUGUACUGUCUCGUCAAUAACUGAGACGGACAUAGUGUGCGAAACGGAAAAUAAUUUUGUCGGAACUUACACCCCGAAUGUGGUAAUCGGUGGCAUGGGUAUGGCUGCUGUCGAUAAUGGUGUGAAUUUCACAUAUACACUCAACGCUGUCUCUGUAACCCCUUCGAUGGGAAGUUAUGCUGGUUUGAGUAAUAUUGUAAUCGAAGGUAGCGGAUUCAAUCCUGCUGAUAUUGAUGUCACUGUGUGCGGUCUACCGUGCGAUCUCACCACGGCCGUUCACAGUGUGAGCAGACUAGAGUGCAUACUACCACCAAUGGACAGUAGCUCUAUAACAAGUUCAUCAACCAUGUCAUGUGAUGUGGUCGUUUCGUUAGAAUCCUCCGGAGAAUCUGAUAGCAUUGUCAAUGGCUACACGUAUCGAGGAGAUCUUACUGCUCGAGUGUCGGAUGUGAACCGCACUAGAGGUGGCUCAGCUGGAGGCUCCAUAUUGCUCGUUACUGGACAAGGGUUUAGUGCCGAUGCUAUCGUGACUAUCGCUGGUAGUGUGUGUGUCAUUUCCUCUCAAACGGACACUCAGAUUGUGUGUACGACUGGAGCUAGUGGCCGCAAUGUACGAGCUGUCAUAAUGGUGUUCAUCCAAGGUCAAGGAUUUGCUCUCUCCGAUGUGGAGUUCUGGUAUGUGGAUCUAUGGAGCUCUCCCUUCACUUGGCAAGGCGGUAUUAUUCCAGAGGCAGGUGAUCUUGUGGAAAUACCAAGAGGACAGACUUUAGUACUGGAUGUUGUGACCCCCAUUCUUGGCUAUAUCGUAAUUCGAGGGGGCACGCUGAUUUUUGACCCGGAGAAAGGAGACAAUGAAGUUGGACUGCACACUCAGGGUGGUAUAAUCACGGGUGGUGGUGUGUUCCAAGUGGGAACUGAAGAUGAACCGUAUAGGUCCAAGACUGAGAUUGUGUUAUACGGUCAUGUACUGUCUACUGAGCUACCCGUAUAUGGUGCCAAGACCCUCGCCCUGAGGGAAGGAACGUUGGAUAUUCACGGUCGUACGUUGAACCUCACCUGGACGAGGCUAUCUGCAACUGUGGCUGCAGGCUCUGAUACGAUACUCCUACAAGAGUACAUUGAUUGGGAUGUGGGUGGUACACUGGUCAUAGCGUCCACAAGCUUCAGUCAGAGAGAAAACGAAGAGAGAAUUAUCGAAUCGAUUACGGCUGGUGAACGUGGCUCAAUCAUAAAGCUCACUAAGCCUCUAGACUUUGAACACAUCUCCAUACAGCAAACUAUCGAUGGACGCUAUAUUGACACAAGUGCUGAGGUCGGCUAUCUCACGAGGAACGUUGUGAUUCGUGGUAAUCGACACGAGGAAUGGGUACAGGAGGUACCCGCCUGCCCUGAAGAAUUCAGAACUGGACAAUUCGAUUUACAAACUUGUUUCUUGGGUCGAUUCGGAGCUGAAACUAUCAACGAUCAAUUUGGAUCUCAAGUUAUGAUCCACGCUCCCGCACAAAACGAAGGUCUUGUGGCUGCACGAUUCGGUUACGUUGAAGUUACACACGCUGGACAAGCUUUCCGUCUGGGUAGGUACCCAAUCCAUUUCCAUCUCAACGGCAACGUUACCGGGUCCUACGUGAGGGGGUGUGGCAUUCAUCACACCUUCAACAGAGCUAUAACUAUGCAUUCCGUCGACUACCUACUGGUUGAGAAAAAUGUUGCCUUCAACAUCAUGGGCCACGCCUACUUCACGGAGGACGGCAACGAACAGUUCAACACCAUUCAAGACAAUUUGGGUAUUUUUGUCCGAGCUUCGAGCAGUCUACUAAACGUUGAUAUCACACCCGCCACUUUCUGGGUUGUCAAUCCCAACAACAUUGUACGUAGAAAUGCUGCAGCUGGUGGAACACAUUUCGGCUUUUGGUAUCGCCUUCCCAAAAAUCCCGAGGGUCCUUCGUUUGAUAGCACCAUCUGUCCACGACGUCUCCCACUCGGAGAAUUUUCCGAUAAUUCCGCUCACUCGUUUGGUUGGUACGGACUGUGGGUGUUUAGAGAGUACCAUCCGUCCAUCACUGGUAAUUGUUGGGACUCUAGACCAUCCCCUGCAUAUUACGAUCGUUUCCUGGCAUGGCGGAAUGACAAGGGGGUGGAGUUUGAGCAAGUGGGCUCGCUGCAACUCAGAGACAGUAUUAUGAUGGACAACACUCUUGCAGGAGUUGAGAUCACUGAUGUAUCUUCCGAUUGGUCGGGUGAGAAUGACGAUGGUCCUCUAGUCAAGGACACUCUCAUUGUAGGCUAUAGCGCUGUUACUACGGAAACUCAAGCUUCUACAUGUUCGCAGGCUGGAAUCAAGACCCCCCACAGCUAUUACCUGACAGUGUCAAAUGUGACAUUUGCAAAUUUCGAUCUCCCCAAUUGCUACCCCGUACAGCCAUGCUCGUUCUGUCGACAUCCCUUCCAAGGAGGUUUUGAAACAAGAUUCAAGCAGAUCAAGUACAUAAAUAGAGGGGACGAUAUCACCAAGUGGAACUACUUUCACGAGCAUGCACAGAGAGAUCUCGAUGGUACGCUUUCUGAAAGUGGAGAUCCCUCCGUCUUAGUUGCUUCGAGCAACCUGUAUCGCCAGGGAAACAACUACUGCCGUGACCAUGCACCCUCAAGCACUGGUUCGACUGGUGGUAUGAUUUGCAACGGAGAUAUGGAGUUUGGAAGAAUUGGCGUCCACGAUCCAUUACCUAGCAGUCUCACAUCAACACAGCUCAACUUCACGAGCGAAUAUGGUACUGAUCAACUUCCGUUUGAGUUCAAGCGCUUCAGAGGAGGUCCUGGACAAAUGGCCAUAGUGCCGCUGAAUUCAACGUACCAACUUACCUGGGUGGAUGGGACCACUUUCACAAAUAUCACUUAUUCGGUUGUAACUGCUGGCUUUGAAAUCGAUGACUAUGUUCUGUUUCAGCAGUCGUACCCUCGACCAUUAGACUUCACGAGUGUGCGUGGUGUAACUACGGCAUCAAAUGUAUCUGAACUAGAAACUCCUGCUACUGCCAACACUGGAGAUUGGGCACAACUUGACAACGUCACACUUCUCUAUAUUGUCAAGGGAACGGAACAAUUUGAUGCAGACCAAAGUAUAACUUUCUCGACGUAUAGGUGCUUCUAUGAGAACUGUAUCCCACCCCCACCCCCCACACAGGCCCCCCUACCAACCAUCCCGCCCCCACGCCCCGAGGGCAGACCAGAUGAUGUCCGUAUGUGGUCCAACUCUUCAAUCUGGCCGAAUAACCAGCUACCCCAAGAGGGGGAAGAUGUGUUCAUUGAUGGUAGUCUAUACGUGGUGGUCGAUAUGGCUCUACCGAGACUGGGUAAGCUGAUCAUCAACGGAGGUUUUGAGUUAGACGAUUCCAUAGAUCACAUGAUUGAAGCCGACUUUAUCAUUGUUGAUGGUGGUAGAUUUGCUAUCGGAUAUCCAGAUACCCCCUUUCAACAUGAAGCAACCGUUAUGUUACAUGGAGGCUUGCAAACAGAAGAACUCAACAACCGACUCAAGAGAAAUUUCUUUACUAAUAUUGGAGCAAAGGCUCUCGCUGUUUUCGGUGAUCUGUUUUUGCAUGGAGUCCCCCCCGCUCGUACAUGGACGACACUGGCUGCCACGGCAAUGGCAGGCACUAACAUUCUUCAACUAUCGGACAGUGUAAAUUGGAAAGUGGGUGUUUGGAUUGUCAUCACUUCAACUUCUUACGAUGCUUAUGAGACCGAAGUACUUCAUGUUACUCGCGUGAUAAGUGAUACUGAAAUUGAAAUCAGUGGAAAUCUAGCCAACACACAUUCUGGUGGUUAUUUCAGCACGUUGGGAUCGGAUAACAUGUACACAACCCGUGCUGAAGUAGGUCUACUCACAAGGAAUAUUGUCAUUACUAAUGAUGAUAACGAUCAAGCAGAGACUGAUGCUUUUGGCUGUCGAGUUGUAGUCAGUCAGAGUCAAAAUUUCAUGGGUAAAGCCCAGAUCCAGGGUGUAGAGUUCAGGAGAUGUGGUCAACUCGGAUACACUGAUGACUUUGAUCCUAGAUACUCCCUGGCCAUUCUAAACCUCGAUGAUUCCUACGUUCGAGACUGCAGCAUCAACGAGGGCUACAACGUUGGUAUUGGUGUGUACGAUAGCAGUAGAGUGGUUAUAUCUGGCAAUGUGAUCUAUAAUACGGUCGGUGAAUCCAUAAUCGCUAGAGGAUCUGAACACAACAUCACUGAUAAUCUCGGCUCUCUGUCUCGCUUUAUUGGAACCUUCAGGAGAGUGGAUGAUAAGAAUAUCGACUGGACGUCUAAUUUCGAGGUGACUCAAGUAUCAUCACUACGUCUUACUGGAAACGCGGCAGCUGGAGGUGCAAAGGUUGGAUUCCACACCAACGGAGAGGAUUGUACAGACUCCUCCACUUUCAUCCGUGACAACACCGCCCACUCAGUACUGCACGGUAUUCAUCUUGCCUAUAGCGAUGGACUGAGCUCCGGAUGCUCCCGAUUUUCACAUUUCAACAUUUUCAAUUGCUAUUUCUUUGGCAUAUUCAGCUACUCCAGUUCUGGAAUUCAAGUUUUCGACAGCACUUUUACUAACAACAGGGCUGCAGUGUACUCCAGCACGAUCGGCCCUGGUUCAAUAUCACACAGAAGAGGAACAAAAACCAACAAACUGCAAAAUGUGCUUAUAAUUUCUGCUGGUAUGGAGUUCACUUGCGAUGAUGAGGACAAGCGACCAGCCAUUGCAGAUCAUCCAACCUCACAUGAUGGAAUUCGCUCGAGAACUGGUGGGCAUUUGGGUCUCAUUAUGCCCAACUUCCUGUCAGGGGGUGGUCACUUUCCCCAGACUGCAUGGUGGACAGUCAUUUCAUAUCCAGCCAUCGCAGGUCUCACUGAAAUCGAUCAAGUUACCUUUGCCAACUUCCACAUGCGGUGUGGUACUAAACUAGACACUGUGAUGAUGUCACAUCCUGACUCAGACGACGCCAACCAUCCCAUACACUUGAGCAAUAUUGCAUUUGUGAGUGACACGCGAUUUAAUUCUCCUGUCAACGCUGACGGCAAGUUGUUUGUAAGGAUGCCUAAUAUCGGUAGAGUUAACCCGUCUGAUUGUGUGGAUAUGGAUUGUGAUGGUUUCAAACAAGUGCUCAUCAAAGAUAUCGGAGGCACUUUCACAGAAACGAAUUCUGAUCGAAGUAUUAUUUCAUUUGCUGAGUUUGAGUGGGACGGAAACAUGAACAGAGGAGUGGGUGAUUUCCGUAUCCCCAAGACAAUGCUAACUCGACCGGACGGAUCAAGAAUUCCAGUGGACGAUAUUUACCCCAGACAAGGAAUUCCUCGCAGUUUAACGAGCAUUGAUGACACACAAACUUGCGAAUUCAACUCAGUUUGGAAUAUGUACGUGUGUCGCGAUAUUGAGCAUAUUAUGCUGGUACUAGAAAGUCUAGACGCAGACACUGAAGUUAGGAGGCUCUCUCCCAUUGGAAUCGGCGCUAACGGCUAUAUCAACCUGAUCAAUGGGCCGCAAGAUCACGGAUGGUGUGGAGGGUACACUUGUCAGGAGAGAAUCUCUACCUUCUUCUCAAUAGUAGCCACUGGACUGCACUAUACAAUUGCUCUGACUAGUACCAAUCCUCAGGACUUUGCACUGUACAUGUUAAAUGCUAGAGAGGACCAGUCGAUUGUGACGUGCCUCAUUUACACUAACCCACAACGUCUUGACGUGUACCAUAAUGGAGAUUAUGUGGUGCCUAAAAAUGCAGAAAUAAUGGAAGAUGGCAAUCUACGUUAUCUUGAAGCGACUUCUUCUAGUCAAUUCGUGCCACUAGUAACAGAUCCUGCUGGCUCUAACUAUUACGAUCGUAACACCAAACAGCUUUGUAUCACGCUCAAGGGUGAUGGCACGUACAGUAUUGAUACCACACCUGUCAUUGUACUCUCAAUCAACGUGCAAGUAACAGUGGACACUUUCUUUGAUGAUGCAACCAUUGUACGAAAUAUUGCUUUACUGUUAGGUAUCCCUGCCAACAGGAUAAGAGUCGUCAGUGCUACUAGGGAAACGUCUCGAAGAAAGAGACAACAAGACAUGGGCAUAGUAGACACGGCAAUUGAAAUUGAAAUUGGUGAUCCACCGCAAACUAUGAUUGUAGAAGAAACGCCCACGCAGUCUGUCAAUAUGACUGGUACUGGAAUGAACAUGACUGAUUCUGGAACCGGACCGAAUUCUACAUUAUCAAUCCAAGAUUUAGUAGAUCUCUCAGAGCAAGUGGUAAACAUCGUACAAACUGGAGAGAUUAUAACAGCACUAAACGUAUCCGCUAACCUCACUGGUGCAACCAUCAAUGAACCUGAGGCCCCACCUGUCGAUGAAACGGGUGGAGUUAGAGCCACACCCAGCACUGGUGGUCCGCAACCUGAAGAGUUCAUAAACUCCACAGAGGAUGAGCCGAUGACAUUCUCUGAUAUCCAGAGAAUAGAAGAUGAAGCUGAACAGAAUGAAACAGUGGAUGCCGUCUUCUCCAUACCCACUUCUCUUCAGAUCGUUUCCGAGCCCGGUAAUGGAGCUAAUGUUGUGGAGGGCGUGCGUGUGGGUGGCUAUGCCCCAACGGUGAGGAUGCUUGAUAAUAAUGGACAGGUGGUGGUCAAUCUAGGCCUGCAAAUACCCUGGGUGCUCACAAUUGAAAUGAUUUCUGGACCAGAUUUUGCUUUUAUUGUUGAAUACAAUGCUAACUUCACUCUUGGUGUAGCCACAUUCGCAGACCUCAUAUUCAGCCACCCUGGAGAGUAUGUGUUAUCCUACAGAGUCAGUUAUCCGGACACCGCCAAUUUUGGAAUAUCGUCCUCUCAGAGUAUCAGUGUACAACGUAGACAACUUGGCCUGGUGGUCAACCAGCAACCCCUACUCGGUAACACCACCUUUAUUCUCUACCCCUAUCCCAGUGUGAGCCUUGUGGACAUGAGCAGUGGCAGUGUUGUCGAGGAGAGAGGAUGGAGGAACAACAAUUGGACUGUCGUUGCUAGUGUCAGAACAGAUGCCGAUCGUGGCAAAGAAGUCGGGAGAUAUGAAGAAACCAUCGAAGGAACUUACGCUGUUUUCAGAGACAUUGAGAUAAAAUCUGCCGGCGAUUACGUGCUUUUGUUUGAAGCAUAUGCCGAACCUGCAGAAGCGGAUCUAAGGUCGACAACUGUAUACUCUGACCUCUUCACUAUUACCCAGCGUCAAAUCACAAAGUUAGAUAUCACUUAUGAUGUAGAUUUCAACACGACCAUUGGAGAUCAAAGAGAUGCAUUCAUCACUGCAUUCCUGGUCAAAUUCCGAUCUUCCUAUCCUCAAGUUGAGAUUAUUAACGUGACCCUCACAGAAGGUAGCAUCAUUGUUGGUGUCACAGUAACAGCAGUGAACCCAGUACAACUAUCCUCUCUUAUCGCACACUCUACCGCAAGCUCUAAUUUUGACAAUCUCCAGUUUAUUUUCAACGGUACAACACUGACACCAUUCAACGUGACUCAAGACCCAGCGUUCCCAGUGGUGAUCCCAACACUACCACCGAGCAUCCUUGAAGAGCACUUUGUACUCAUACUAGCCAUUGUGAUACCUGGUGUGGUGCUCAUUGUGUCAUUCUUAUUUAUGCUGGUCGUCUGUUGCUGUGUGUGUCAUCACAAGAAGAACAGGAAAUCACUUAAACUUGAGAACAAGGUGUCCUCACAUGAUUCAGAGGAAAAAUACGUAUCCAAUAACCGCCCACCUUCCCCCGGCUCUGUCACUGACUACUAUCUCCUCCCAGACAGAAAUGGAAAAGAUGUCGACACCCAAUCCUUCGAAUCCCACGAGCUCAACUCUCUGGCCUCCACUCCAGUUAGUCAGAGGAAGACAAACGUCCUAGUCUCUGAGAGUGUGGAUGUCAAAGUCAGAGCAAAAUCUAUCAAGACUCCGGACGUGUUCUUUGCCAAUCCCAGUGCCGAGGAGGCACUAAAGGAUGAGAAGUUGGAGACACUAGAUACCAAUUUUGAUGAAGUGGUUCAUUUACCAACCACCAGCCAAAAUAUCUACUCCACCAAUACCAGCGGCAGUACCAACAACAAUACUGUAGCAUAUGAGAGCAGGACUCCCUCUGCUGCCACUGUUGCCCACAGCCUGCUCCCACCUCCCUCAGCCACGCCCUCACAGUCCUCUGAGAGUACAAAGGUCAAGAAGUACGAGAGCAUGAAGGUGGAAGACAUUGAGAACUAAAUCACUGACACUUGCAAAAAAAAACAUUAGUAGUGUACUCUAUUUAUUCUUGUAUGAAAGAGCAAUGUUUUUUUGUCGUAGCGAUUAUCUUAGAAUCUGAUAAUCUAAUGUCUAUGUAUUAUUAAUUUUGUGUAAAAUUUAAUUAGCUGCAUGUAUCUGUGUGCAAGACUCCUAAGCAGUUCGACUGAUACUAUAUAAAUUAUAAAUUGUACAGCUAUAGCUAUAAUAUUUAUUAUACAUGUGUACGCGUGUUUUUCAACACACUCAAGAUCAAUUCAACGUACUCUA
Messenger RNA from Halichondria panicea, 15570 nucleotides. RefSeq names its product fibrocystin-L-like. The transcript has 21 exons. The record is from RefSeq and is a predicted model, not a curated record. Bases 112 to 15282 code for a protein of 5056 amino acids. Lineage: Eukaryota; Metazoa; Porifera; Demospongiae; Suberitida; Halichondriidae.